Messenger RNA from Salvia splendens (bonfire salvia), 2228 nucleotides. Its product is annotated as mitogen-activated protein kinase kinase kinase 1. Gene Ontology annotation, cellular component: cytoplasm. The record is from RefSeq and is a predicted model, not a curated record. Gene Ontology annotation, biological process: MAPK cascade; protein phosphorylation. NCBI's taxonomy places the organism in Eukaryota, Viridiplantae, Streptophyta, Magnoliopsida, Lamiales, Lamiaceae. The transcript has 9 exons. Bases 260 to 1969 code for a protein of 569 amino acids. Gene Ontology annotation, molecular function: MAP kinase kinase kinase activity; ATP binding.
UACAAAUAAAAAUAAAAAUCAGUUCUUUGAUCCUUCGCUCUUUUCUCUGACACUCUGGCGCCGUUUUGCUUCCCUCUCCCUCUCCCUCUCCCUCACACACGCUGCUGCUUUUGGUCGGAGCCCAAAAAGUAGCUGAAUUCCACGAAUUUCGCGCAAUUAUUGAAGAUCACAGACAAGGAAUUAAGUUCGAAAUCAAAUCUAAUUGCUAGAAAGGAGCUGAGAUUUCUGCUUGCCCAAUUGAUGGAUUUUGCUUCGGGUGAUGAAAAUGCAUCGAUUUCCGAAGCUCUUCUCCCAUAGGCGCCCAGAUUCCAGCUCCAGCCGCCGGCCGGCGAAGCCGAGGAAGCUUGAGCGGAGCAACGCACUCAGGAAUGUCACCUACGAGUUCUCUCCGUCUACUUCUUCUUCGUCGUCGCCGGAGGAGUCCCAGCGCGCGAGCUCCUUGGAUUCGUACGCCGCGAAGACGACGAGCUUCCGCGUGGAUGGGACCGAGGGCGAAUUUGAGGUUAUCUGCGAAGCCUUUGGUUUUUCUGGAAUAGACGAUUUCGCUAUUUCGCCGGAGGAAUAUGAGGCGAUGAAGUUGGGGUCUUCUUCUUCUUCUUCCGGUAAGAAAUUGGAGCCUUUGUAUCGAGAAAUUGAAGUUGAUUGUGAUGAUGUUGUUCAGUAUUCUUAUGGUGAUGGUUAUAUUGGGGCUCUUGAUGUGAUUCAUCGGAGAAUGGAGGGUUUGUGUGUUGGAAAUUUAGAUAAUAGUUAUGGUAAGAAAUUGGGGGAAAGUGGGGUAUCGAAGAGGUUAGAGGAUGGUGUAAAUUAUAGUGAUAAGCUCAGAGUGAGAUCGAAAGCAUCUCGAAUGAAUGAUAUUAAAGGGGCGCGGCCGACCAUAGUGGUGCCCAAUUGGGAUACAACGACAGGUUUUUUGCAGGAGAGUGAUCCGUGUAUUCCAAAGUUCCAAAGCAGAUUCUUUCCGAAUAAUGGAGAGACUGAGGGGGUUGGUUGGGAUAGGACCGGACAAGAGACGGGUGCGAGAAUAGGGGGGUUGACAAUAGAAGAGAACCGUGCAUUAUCAGAGUCUUGCUCUUUCUCUUCAAAUGAGGAUGAUUCCUCGAGUUCCAUGACUGAGCCUUUGUCUAGCAUUUCAUCAAAUGAUAGAUAUGGGCGUGUCAUUCAUGACUGGCAGAAGGGUGAGCUUUUGGGGCGUGGAACAUUUGGAUCUGUUUAUGAAGGAAUUGCAGAUGGUGGAUUCUUUUUUGCUGUAAAGGAAGUGUCUUUGCUUGAUCAAGGAGAGGACGGAAAGCAAUGUGUCGUCCAACUUGAACAGGAAAUUGCUCUUCUGAGUCAAUUUGAACACGAGAACAUCGUCCGGUAUUAUGGGACAGAGAAGAAGGGGUCGCAUCUCUGUAUUUUUCUUGAGCUGGUUACACAAGGCUCCCUUUUGAGACUUUACCAGAAAUAUGACCUUCGAGUUCCACAAGUGUCCAAUUAUUCAAGGCAGAUUCUACAUGGUUUGAAGUAUCUGCAUGACAGAGAUGUCAUCCAUAGAGAUAUAAAAUGUGCAAAUAUAUUGGUGCACACGAAUGGAUUGGUGAAGCUUGCUGAUUUUGGUCUUGCUAAGGCUGCCAAGUUGAAUGAUGUGAAGUCUUGCAAGGGGACUGCAUUUUGGAUGGCUCCUGAGGUUGUUCGGAGCAAGGGCUACGGGCUUGCUGCAGAUAUAUGGAGUCUCGGAUGUACAGUCUUGGAGAUGUUGACCAGGCGUUUUCCAUAUUUCGGUUUGGAAUAUAUGACGGCUUUAUUCCACAUAGGACAGGGCGUGAGACCAGAUGUCCCGAAUACUCUUUCAAGUGAUGCACGUGAUUUCAUACUUCAGUGCUUACAAGUCGACCCAACCUUACGCCCAACAGCUGCCCAGCUCCUAAACCACCCCUUUGUGAAGCAGCCACUUUCAUCAUCUUCUCACAGCGUUGGCUGGCAGUUUUGACAGUCGAGGUUGAUGGUGUUUACGUACUGAAAACCCCGGAGGAAUUCACAUUAUUUUGUGAUUAUAAGGCUCAAGAGUUUCCACUCUUCAAUUAUUCAAGAUUUUUAGAUCUCUCUCCCUCUCUCUCUCUCUCUCUCUGUGUAUGUUGAUUUCUGUGUAGUGUUGUUGUAGUGUAUGUGAUUCUUGUAAAGUAAGUGUUGAUAAUAGUAACUGUAAUUGAUGCUUCUUUUAUUCUAUAGAAUUUCUUGGUCUUGUGAAA